Notothenia coriiceps (black rockcod) is the source of this 445-nucleotide messenger RNA. It is a transcript of the gene wdr35, whose product is annotated as WD repeat domain 35. Lineage: Eukaryota; Metazoa; Chordata; Actinopteri; Perciformes; Nototheniidae. The transcript is spliced from 4 exons. Gene Ontology annotation, cellular component: intraciliary transport particle A; non-motile cilium. The annotation marks the transcript as partial. The record is from RefSeq and is a predicted model, not a curated record. Gene Ontology annotation, biological process: protein localization to cilium; non-motile cilium assembly; intraciliary retrograde transport.
UGGGGCUACUGUUGCAGCACAGUGGUGUACGCCUACACAAAGCCAGAGCGGCAGGAGUACUGUGUAGUGUUCUGGGACACCAAAAACAACGAGAAGUUUGUCAAAUAUGUCAAGAGCUUGAUGUCCAUCACAACUUCCGGGGACUUCUGCAUCCUGGCCAGCAAAGCGGAUGACACCCAGCCUCAGGAGGAUGCUGAGUUAGAGUCUGGGAGUCAUGCCAGGUACGUCCUGAUUCUGUGCAACUCCAUUGGGACUCCACUGGACUCCAAAUACAUCGACAUUGAUCCACUAUUCGUCACCAUGACCAAGACUCAUGUGAUUGCUGCAUCCAAAGAGGCGUUCUACCUGUGGCAGUACAGAGUGGCAAAGAAACUGACCGCGCUGGAGAUCAACCAGGUGACCAGAACCAAGAAGGAGGGGAGAGAGAGGUGAGCUGUUUCCAGAC